CGGGACGCCGCCGCGGUCGCCCGAGAGAAAGCGGAGUCUGGGGGGAACCUCGCCGGCGGGAAGUCCGCGGAGGAGCUCUCGGGCCACGAGUCCAGCAUGGCAGACGAGGGCAUUGUGACGGAGCCGGAAACGGGCCCCGCCAGCGCUGCCUACCAGGACCUCGAUCGCAUGGUGGCGGCUUGGAAAUUGCCUGGCAUUGGCCAAGCGGAAAGCAGACCCCUCCGAGCCGGCGGCAAAGAGGGACCUCUCCCAGUGCACGCCGCCAGAGUGAAUCACGAGGGCCCCGCUGUUGACGAUGCCCUUGAUGGCAAAGCCAUGGCGCAAGCGUCCUCGGAGGCCCCUUCCACCCCGAGCACCCUGCGGCGCCGAAGGAAGUUUCCCUCGGUGGGUAACAGCGGGUCCGAAUCCAGCAACGGGAGCAACGGGGAGUCCGGCGGCGAGACCUACAGGUCCUUGAGUGACCCCAUGCCGCACCGCAGGUGCUCAAUCACAGAGGAGGCCAAGAGCUUCUCCGUGGACAGCAAUCUCCUGGGGUCCCUCAGCGCCAAGGCCGGCAUGCCAGAGGCCUCGGCCAUCGCUCGGUCGGAGUGCACCGGGAGUGCCGCCAGCGACCUGUCCGUGUGCAGCGACGGCGUCAAAGACUACAACCGGGUCAUCCAAAACAUUGUGAGCCAGCCCGGCGCCAUGGACAAGGUGAUCGACGAGAAGGGGAACGGCAAGACCAUCAAGAAGAAGUCUUUCAGCGACCCCAGCCGCCGUGGGGACCUGGCCAGCGCUGGCUUCGAGGGCCCCGGCGAGCCCAUCAGCGAGCUGGACCAGACCAUCCCGCCUUCCAGCAGCGAGCCCAUCCUCUCCGAGCAGCGGGACGAGGCAAGGGAGCUGGAGGAGCUGGCCCCGGAGGCCGGGAGGCUGCGCUCUCAGUCUGAACACGUCCUACCAGCGCAGCUGGGAGCUGGCGCUGCGGGGGAGGCCGGCCAGGGCUACAGUUUUGACCCCAAGCUCGCGGAAGUCCUGUCCCCCCGGGUCCUCCGGCGCAGCUCCAAAAAGCGCAACAACCGGGUGACCCACCAAGAGAACAACCAGACGCCGUCCUCGGGCCCCGGUCCUGCCGCCAUCGGCAGGUCCCGGCUGGCCUCCAAGCACGUCCGGCACCCGAGCGAGCCUUCCACCUUCAUCCCCAUUUCAGUCCCGGACCCGCCUGCAACGCUCGGCCACAAUGUGCACAUCACCACACCAGAGCCAUCCCGGCUCCCCGUCAAGGCCUACCCCGUGCUCCAAGCGCCAUCCUUGGAGGAUGUUACCAAGCAGUACAUGCUGAACCUCAACUCUGGGGACUCGACUUCUGCUAGCCCUGUGGAUAUGCCCAGAUCGUCGCCAGCGACGCCGACGACUUUGGAGCCCAAGCUGCUGCGAUGUCCGAAGCAGCAGGAGGACCACGGCUCCGGUGGUGCCAGGACCAAGCCCCAAGUGGAUAUGAGGAAACAUGUCACCAUGACCCUCCUGGACACGGAGCAGUCCUACGUGGAAUCCCUCCGCACCCUGAUGCAGGGUUACAUGAAGCCUUUGAAGCAGCCAGAAAACUCCAUCCUCUGCGACCCCUCCCUAGUGGACGAGAUUUUCGACCAGAUCCCUGAGCUGCUGGAGCACCACGAGCAGUUCCUGGAGCAGAUCAGCGAGUGCGUGCAGAACUGGCACGAGAAGCAGAAAGUGGGAGACCUGCUGGUACAAUCUUUUUCCAAGGACAUCCUGGUGACCAUUUACUCGGCCUACAUAGACAACUUCCUCAAUGCCAAGGACGCUGUGAGGAUAGCCAAGGAAGCCAGGCCAGCCUUCAUGAAGUUUCUGGAUCAAAGCAUGAGAGAGAACAAGGAGAAGCAAGCAUUGUCCGACCUCAUGAUCAAGCCUGUGCAGCGGAUCCCGCGCUAUGAGCUGCUGGUGAAGGACCUCCUGAAGCACACGCCCGAGGACCACCCCGACUACCCCUUCCUAAUAGACGCCCAAAGGAACAUCAAGCAAGUGGCCGAGAGGAUCAACAAAGGCAUGAAGAGCGCCGAGGAAGUGGAGAGGAAUGCCAGAAUAGUACAAGAGAUCGAGUCCCACAUUGAAGGGAUGGAGGACCUUCAGGCCCCUCUGCGGAAGUUCCUGCGCCAGGAGAUGGUGAUAGAAGUGAAGGCAGUGGGCGGGAAGAAGGACCGCUCGCUCUUCCUCUUCACGGACCUGCUGGUUUGCACCACGCUGAAGCGCAAGUCGGGGUCCCUGCGGCGCAGCUCCAUGAGCCUCUACACGGCCGCCAGUGUCAUAGACACCGCCAGCAAGUACAAGCUGCUCUGGAAGCUGCCCCUGGAGGACGUGGACAUCGUGAAAGGGGCCUCCCAGUCCACCAACCGCGAGAGCAUCCAGAAAACCAUCUGCCGCCUGGACGAGGACCUGAGCACGCUGGGCCAAGUCAGCAAGCUCUCUGAGACUCUCAGCUUCCCCCACCAGAGCCUGGACGACGUGAUCAAGGACCUGAUGGCUGCCAUCCACCGGGAGCUGGCCGAGAAGCAGUCCCUGUCCUUCAGCAUGUCCUUCCCACCCAACAAAGUGGAGCUCACCACCACCAAGGCUGACGGCACCGAGUCCUUUGUCUUCGAGUUCCCCAACCCAGAUGCUCGGCACAGCUUCGAACAGGCUUUUGAGGAUGCCAAGAAGAAGCUGGCUUCCAACAAAAACUGCCUGGACCCUGAGUUCCUGAAGGCAAUUCCCAUCAUGAAGACACGCAGCGGGAUGCAGUUCUCCUGCGCCUCCCCCAGCCACAGCGGCCCCGAGAGCGCCUUUGAGGUGUGGGUGUGCAACAGCGAUGGCUACGUGGGGCAGGUCUGCCUCCUCAGCAUCAAGAAGGAGCCCACAGUCGAGGCCUGCAUCGCCGUCUGCUCAGCCAGGAUCCUCUGCAUUGCCUCCGUGCCAGGCCUCAAGAGGAUAUACAGGGAUCGUCCUGAGUCACUGGCAAGCCCUUCCACCGAGCCGGCUCCUUCGGCACUGGAUGAUGCGGGGCCCCAGCAGUGCCUGCACAUCUCCAUCUCCGGCUCCUCCCUGGAGCUCUCAGAGCCUGUGGACAGCGCCAACCGGGAGCUGAUGCCGUUCGACAGCGACGACACAGAUGAUGAGUCCUCGCCCAGCCCCUCGGGCCCCCUCCAGAGUCAGGCCAGCCACUCCACCAUCUCCUCCAGCUUCGGAAACGAAGAGAUGCCAAGCUCCAAAGACGUGACAGCCGAGACGACCAGCUCCGAAGAGGAGCAAGACCCUGGCUUCCUCCCCAUCUCCAGUGCUUUCAGUCAGACCAGGAACAGCGAGAGCCCCAUGGAUGGCCGGGCCAUGCGCCGGUCGAGCCGAGGGUCUUUCACCAGGGGCAGCCUGGAGGACCUGCUGAGCACUGACCCCGAGGCCUAUCAGAGCUCCAUGUGGCUGGGCACCGAGGAUGGCUGCAUCCACGUGUACCAGUCCUCAGACAACAUCCGCAACAGGAAGAACAGCAUGAAGAUGCAGCACUCGGCCUCCGUCAUGUGUAUCCUGUACCUCGAUAACCAGGUCUUUGUGUCGCUGGCAAACGGAGAGCUUAUUGUCUACCAGAGAGAAGCAGGGCGUUUCUGGGACCCCCAGAACUCCAAGUCCCUGUCCCUGGGCUCGCCCGGGAGCCCUGUCACUAAGAUGGUGUCGGUAGCUGGGAAGCUGUGGUGCGGCUGUCAGAACAGAGUCAUCAUCCUCAACACAGGCACACUUCUCCAGGAGCACGCGUUCCACAUCGGGCAGGACAGCAACCGCAGCGUCACUUGCAUGGUGAGCUCCAGCCCUGGGAUCUGGAUCGCACUCCAGAGCAGCGCCCAGGUGCGGCUUUACCACGCCACCAGCUACGAGCAACUGGCCGAAGUGGACAUCACCCCGCCUGUCCACAAGAUGCUGGCAGGCUCAGAUGCCAUCAUCCGGCAGCACAAGGCUGCCUGCUUGCGGAUCACAGCGCUCCUGGCCUGCAAGGACUUGCUGUGGAUUGGCACGAGCGCCGGGGUGGUGCUGACACUGUCCAUCACGGCCAACACCUCCAUCUGGAAGACGCCGCCGACACUGGUGGGCUUGUCCCAGGGCCACACCGGCCACGUCCGCUUCCUCACCUCCAUCGAGCUGCCGGACGGCUUUGACAUCCUCUUCCCUUUGCCAAGGGAUCCAGGUACUGAGAAGCCAAGCGAGGUGGAAAAGAGGGACUCGACAAGGCACCGGGCCUCUAACAUGGCCCUGUCGAAAUCCAAGAUGCUCGUGAUCAGCGGCGGGGACGGCUACGAGGACUUCCGGCUCACCAACAGCAGCGAGACCGUGGGGCGAGACGACAGCACGAACCACCUGCUCCUGUGGAGGGUCUGAUCAGCCCCUGCUGUGGAGGGGGGAGCGCCGGCUCCAGCCCUGCCGAUCACGGACACUGUCGUGGCCUCCCGGUCCCAUCGGCCCCUCGACCCCUCUCCCCACACAUGUUUCGUCACCUGCCUUGGAGGCUCUGGCCCGCAUGUGGGCCACGUGCCGCCCGGCGGAGAGGGCCGGCGGCAGCAGGGAGAGAGGAGCCCCAUCGUGAGGUACCGUGUACAGACCACAUUGCACAGCCUGCGCUUAACCCCGCCCGCGUGUAUGUGUAUCCGUGCCCGCGGGGAGAGCUGCACGGAGAGCCCGGGCUUCUGUGGCAUUGCCCCAAAGGGGCCGUGAGGAGGAGGCGGCGGCAGCCGUCUUAGGGAGAGAGCGGGGAAGGGAACCCGUCUUCGGUGCCAUAAACGAAGAGCACGGUGAGCGCCCGGCCACUGGCUAAGGACAAAUGCAGGCCUCAGACCCAGGCACACCCCAUGGAGGGCAACAGGCCACCCCUUUAUCCAUGCAUCUGGCCAAGAGCCCCUCUUGCACCUCUGCCAAGCUCACUGCACAGCUGCAUCCGCCUGAACCACUGCCCUGCCAGCCGCUCCAGCUGACCCUGCUCACUCGCCGCCAGCACCCAGAGAGCCCCGUCUCUGAAAUAUACAUAUAUACAUACAUAUAUAGAGAUAUAUUAAAAUAUCCUUAUUUAUUUUCAAUGGGGGGCAGAGCUGUUUUGCCCAGAGCUGGCGUGAGGCAGUCAGAUCCGACCCGCAUGUGAAGCCAAGGGAGCGGGGAAGAGGCUGCCAACAGCCCAGCCUGGCAUCAGUGCCCCAGCUCUGGAGGAGCCUAGCUACAAAGGGAAAGCCAUGGCAGCUGGGUCCCAUUCGCCCACCAUGAGGUGGCAUUGUGUGAGGGGUGCCAGGCCCCGUGUAGCAAUGGGAGCAGUGUCCAGGGGAAAUGAACCAUGUGCAAUACUUAGCUGAGACCCUGACGGUGCCGCCUGGGGGAUAUCCCAGCUCCCCUCUCGGUGGGUGUGAGGAGUGAGGCAGGGCCAUCCAGGCAGGACAUGGCAUGUGGCAGAGGGAGGUCGCAGUCCGGGCCAGAGGGCGCAGGGGCUGAGAACAGCAAACCCGUGCUUUGUACAGUAUUUAUAGUGGCUUUCUUAAUGAGUUGCCUUUAUCUGUUUUGUUUUGUUUCUCUUCCAGCACUUAAUUUAUGCAUUCAGCUUCCAGGUCCCUGCCCCUGCAUGUCAGACAAGGGGCAGAGAGGAGCACGGGGUUGUGCCCAGUCGGUGAGAACUAGCGAGCUGGCUGGCAGCAUGUCCUCGCUGCACACCCAGGUACUUGCAGGCAGGCUCACCCCAAAAUACCGGACAGGGCUGACAGGUGCAGAAGUGGGCAGUGGCUGCUUGGGGCCCUGUUGGAGGCCCCUGGGCAGGGCUGGCCUUUCAAAAGCACCCCAUGUGAUUCAAGUGUGUUGCAACACCUGGUUCUGCCAGGAAGUUUGGCAGCGAUGUGAAGGCUGCAAAGCCAGGAGGCAGAACAUAAGAAAGGACUUUUGCAAAUCACCUCCCACAGAGCCACUGAGCUACCCUGAGUCGUGGCCCUUUCGGCAAAGGGCACCUAGGCUGCCUAAAGUGUGACUCUGAGCUGUGAGGGGCCGGAGCUACGCGUUCUGGGUUCGCACAGGGAGUCCAUGGCCAUGGCCAGCACCCCGGGGCACUUCCCCUGCACAAUAAACAAAUGAGAUGCUUUGAGCAUCUAAAUACAUGUCCUGAAGUUUUUUAAAGAUGUUGUGCGGUCAGAUGUGCCCACGGACAGCCUCCCAGCCUGCUGCCUGGCCCUUGCUUCUGAGAAUCAGGAUGCUGAUUUAGAUGUCAGGACUGACAAUACAGAUUUAGGCUUCAAUUCAUUGUUGUUUUAAUCUCAGCCCAUCUUUCCAAAGACUUUCCAAAGAAAACCUUAUGUGGGGUCUCCCAGGGAGGUGUACCAGGAGCUAGCUGAGCAUCCAAGCAAUCUGUCUGACGUCCGUAGCCCACUCCCUUAGCUCGCGUGAAUAGGGCUGACUGCGUGGAGGCCAAGGUUGUGAUGCCUGCUUCUUCCAGCUGCGGUUCUAGCUCUGUCUGGCACUUGAAAAGGUUUCUUCUACUCAGGUCACUUCAUUAAAUGCUUAUCAAAGCCCUUAUUAACAGAUUCUGGUUCACAGCAACCAGGGCAAUAGCGAGGAGUGUGUUUUUGAAGCACAGGGCCUUCUUUGCAGCUCUGAGACAGCUUCUUCCCAUCCCUGCCUCAUCAGCUCCCCAUUUUUUUUCCAGUUUCACCCACAAACCCAUUGAAUCUCCUGCACCCAUUUUCCUCAGUUAAGUAUUUGGGGCUUCUUUAAAGGACAAGGGUGGGGGUCAGGACAGCUGGGCUCUGUUUUCAGCUCUGCCCCUGACCCCUGAGCGAGUCACUUCACUUCUCUUUGUGCCCCCCCAUCCCCUUGCCUCUUAGCCUGUCUUGGGUAGCGAGGCUGCCAGCUUGUGCGGGCAGGGAUUGUUGGCUGCUCUGUGUUUUCGCCUUGGCUCACUUGAGGUUAAUGGUCCAAUCCUGAGGCUACCAGUGAAAGUUUCUGCAUGUUGGAAGAAGGCGUCCUCUGAGUGAGAUGGUUCUUCUUUUAAGAAAGGCCUGACAAUAUUCCCACGUGUACAGGUCAGAUUUCCUUGUGUGUUGGGGUAGGAGCGAGGAAGGAUUGAAGGGACCUUGUCUGCACCUUCUGAAGGGACUCCUGUAGGGUCUGUAGAAGCAGUGGGGUUUAACCGCGGGGCAAGUCCAGGUGGGACUUGACCGAGCGUCUGAGUGGACGAUAUUCCCAGCCCUUAAUCUAGCUUCCAUCCAGUCCGGUGGGAAGGUGCUCACCGAUUUCCAUGCUCUUGGCUACGGCCACCAGCGAGCAGAGGCCAGGAUCAGCACCGUGACGGGCCAGUGUGUGCCGGUGGUAGAGAUUGGAUGCUAAGUGCAAGAGCAGAG
Messenger RNA from Gavialis gangeticus (Gharial), 7376 nucleotides. It is a transcript of the gene ARHGEF17, whose product is annotated as Rho guanine nucleotide exchange factor 17. NCBI's taxonomy places the organism in Eukaryota, Metazoa, Chordata, Crocodylia, Gavialidae. The coding region runs from base 97 to 4392 and encodes 1431 amino acids. Gene Ontology annotation, molecular function: guanyl-nucleotide exchange factor activity; protein binding. The record is from RefSeq and is a predicted model, not a curated record. The transcript has 21 exons. Gene Ontology annotation, biological process: actin cytoskeleton organization.